AACGAGCUUCUUCGACUUCAAGCUAUCAGACCGUUGAGGUGGGCUUUCAAGCCUUUCAUCGGAAGGAAGCUUGACAACGAACUCUCCUUGAAUAUUACGGAGGUAAUCAGGAACUCCGAUGCCAAAGUGGAACGAGCACAGAAUAGCAAGGCCGAUCGUUAUGAUGAGCAAAAUCAUGAAGCUUUGACGGAAGGUCAUGCCGCUGAACAUGGCACCCCAUCCUACGAUAUACAACACCGAGAUAGAGAAGAAGGCGAUCAAGAACUUGCUCACAAGACCACCUACUGGCAGAAUAGUGAAGAGGGCCAAAGACGCUACGUAUGCACGGCGGAUCUGCACAGCUGGUUGGAUCAUCUUGAACUGUGCCCAUCCAAGAGGCGGUAUGACAAGAAGCCCAUCAGGCACAGGAUGAUGGCGUCUACCAGAGUCUUGGCAAUCGCAAAGGACAGAUGUUUCCCAAGGAAUGAUGCGAGCAUAUCAACGCCAGCACAAGCCCCAGUAGUUGAUGAAAUAAUGUCCUUGUGUUGGGAACUGAAAGACAUGAAAGAAGCCAGCUGUCCAAUGGAAAGCCCGAAUAUCGCGAUUUGA
This is a messenger RNA of Acaulospora colombiana, 588 nucleotides long. NCBI's taxonomy places the organism in Eukaryota, Fungi, Glomeromycota, Glomeromycetes, Diversisporales, Acaulosporaceae. The record is from the annotation of a GenBank genome assembly.